GUGACAGAUAGUGGUGGAUGUGUCCUGGCGCUCCUCGCCUUUACAAACCUCCCACAAUGAGUAUAGAUGUCGAGAAAAACCGGAAUUCAAUAUUAAAGGCCUUUAACGAUGUAGUGAGUGACAAGACGGCCACAGAUUGGGCUCUAUUUGGUUAUGAAGGCCAAACUAAUACUUUGAAGGUGAUUGGAACUGGAGAGGAUGGGCUAGAAGAGUUGGCAGAUGACCUGAAUAGUAGUAAGAUUAUGUAUGCUGUCGUCAAAGUCAUUGACCCCAACACCACAAGACCCAAAAAUGUCCUCAUUAACUGGCAAGGUGAAGGAGCCCCAACUGUACGUAAAGGUACCUGUGCUCGACAUCUUCAUGACAUUCACAAACUUCUCAGAGGUGUGCAUGUUACUGUUAAUGCUCGGACAGAGGAGGAAGUUGAACCAGAAGUUGUUAUGGCUGCAGUUCUUAAGUUAUCGGCUACAACUUAUAACUUCAACGAGAGAUCAGAGAUGAAUGACAAGACUACUCCGGUGCUGAUGCCUAGUGGUGCUAGUGGUCCCGCUGUAGCCUGUGGUGAUGGCUCCCAAACUUUCCCCUCUAUAAAGCCUAAACCCAAAAUGAUGAAGCGUGAGUUGGGAACCAACUAUAAGCGCACAAACCCCUUAGCUGAGAUAGAUUCAAAGUCUCGCAAUAAAUUUUGGGAAGAGCAGGAGGCUGAGGAGAGAAGACGAAAAUUUGAGGAGCAGCAGCGGAAGGAUGAAGAGUUGAAGAAUAUUGAAACUGAACGUAAAAAAAGAGAGUUAACUGAUGCCCAACAUCGUGAACAGUUAACCAGACAGCGAAAUGCACGUAUUCUUGCUGAACGGAAAGCUGAAGAAAAUGCAGCCCAGCAUCUAGCUGCCCAGCAAGAUCAGAAGUGGCAGCAGGAUAUAGACAGUCAGCACCAGGAAGAAGCAGAACGAGCCAAGCGGAGUGAGAUGAUGCGCUUGGAAAGGAAAAAAGAAGCGGAAACCCUAAUUGGCCAGAGAACACAUUCUACUCGAGAUAUGUUUGAAUCGGGUAUCACGAACUCAAAACAGGCAACGGACAAGAACCGUCCACCUCCCCGUCGUCUAAAAGAGUUCAAACCAGUCAACAGCCAAUCAAGUAGAGAGGAGGGCAAGGAAAACAAUCCGUCGGCGCCAAGUAGAGGAGUUGCUGCACGUUGGCCUCCUGCUUCCUCUGAACCUCCACAGCAGCUUGCCACGCCCACACAACGCAAAGGUGAUGUGAUGUCACCUGCUUUGUCAACAAAUGUUAGUACACCACAGCAAAACACUAUACCAGAUCAUUCAUCACCUCCAGCACCACCAACCAAGCAACCACCAGAGACUUCACACCCCCAGCCGGAAGUCAAUAAUACUGGCUAUGUGAGGAACUUGCUACGAGAUGGGCUGCCAACUCAGCCAGUGUAUGACACCGAAGAGCCAGCAGCUAUGAAUGUGUGGGAGGAGGCGAGUCUACAAGAAGCAUAUCAUGGCCCCCCUCCUCCCGAACCACCAGUUCAUAAUACAAAUGGCAGCAAUCAGACUUACCAUCACCUUCCCUCAAUACCAUCCCUUCAACAAGAAUCCUCUCUAAACCAAAGUUCCCUUUAUCCAAGUUCCCAACACCCAACCUCACCCCACCAAGAGGACCCCGUGACAUACCAGGCUCCAUCAUUUUAUACUAAUGUUGAUGGAGUUCCUCAUAUUUAUCAAGUGACUGCAGAAGAAUCAUUAAAAGCAAAUCAUCAUAAUGGCACACAAGACAAGCAUAUGUAUGGUCACACAGAUGAGACGACACCCACUAAAGCAGCAUCCAAGGCCAACAGUAUUUAUGACACAGCUGUUCACCAAAGCAACUCCACUAAUGCCACUACGACCCCUGUUGGCGGCCAGAUGUGCACUCCUUCAUAUAAUGGAAUGGAAUAUCAGAUCCUCCCUGAGCACGGGUUGUGUGCCCGAGCACUUUAUGACUACCAGGCCGCUGAUGACACCGAGAUAACUUUUGACCCAGCAGAAAUUAUCACCAACAUAGAUCAAAUCGAUGAGGGUUGGUGGCAGGGUGUGGGUCCUGAUGGUAUGUUUGGCCUCUUCCCAGCAAAUUAUGUUGAACUUAUCAACCAGUCACCAGUCUGAACUACACCAACAAGUGACACAGACUUGCUGUGUUGAGGUUCCUGUAUGGGCGGUGAACUCAAAACAUUAUUUUCUCUAAAACACUUAACAGCAAAAAAUAAUUGAUACAAUUUUUAACUGGUGUAUACAGUACUGUACUUUUAAAACCCUAUUUGCCUUUAGUAUUAAUCACAUAACAUUUUCCAUUGUCACAUUAACAAAAUGAGUUAUUUGAUAAUAUACUGUACCUCCACAUGUACUGAACUACUAUUAUGUACAAAAUACAGAUACUAUAUAUGCAUAACAAAUCAUAAUGAACUUAAUGCCUGAAUUAAACCAUUUUUGGCAAU
Messenger RNA from Homarus americanus (American lobster), 2476 nucleotides. It is a transcript of the gene Abp1, whose product is annotated as drebrin-like protein B. The coding region runs from base 18 to 2147 and encodes 709 amino acids. The record is from RefSeq and is a predicted model, not a curated record. NCBI's taxonomy places the organism in Eukaryota, Metazoa, Arthropoda, Malacostraca, Decapoda, Nephropidae. Gene Ontology annotation, cellular component: lamellipodium; actin filament; site of polarized growth. Gene Ontology annotation, molecular function: actin filament binding. Gene Ontology annotation, biological process: regulation of actin filament polymerization; neuron projection morphogenesis; postsynaptic actin cytoskeleton organization. The transcript has 15 exons.